AUGGAUGAAAGCGACGGCUAUGAGCGCGACGAACUAGACGACAUCAUCGACUCGAGCGGUACGGACACAACGCUAUCGACAACCGCCUCUAGCAUCGCUUCUAGCAUGUUCGACAGGAACCACUUCGUUCUCGAACUCCACGAAUUGCACAACGACGCGCCUGGACUGGACCGGCACACGGAUACGAAGGUUAGGAAGCAAAAGAAAAAGCUGAAGGGGCCACCCAUCAUCAAGAGGACCGAGAGCAGCGAUUCCAGUGACAUCGAAGACGCGUCACUUUCACAAUCUUUCAAUGACGACUCGACAAAGGAUCAGUACUUUGACGCGCACGAGAGCUACUACGGUCUAACCGAAAGCGAGGUAACUGGUAUGGAUGACAAUGACCUUGAAUCCCGAGAGGAUCUUGAGCUACCUCAGGAACAGAAGACAGUUGUGGAGCAUUCGGUAGAACAAAUUAGCAACCCACCGCCGUCAAAUGAAAUCAGGAAAUUGGUGAAGCGUCCUGAUCUUGUUAUGGAUAAAGCAUCGAAAUAUAAAUCCAAAAACAAAAAAUCUACGGUCAAACCAAAGACUGCUAAGAAACGAAAAAACGAAGGACCAACGUGUUCUAUGUUUCUGGCAGAAAUCUCUAAAAGACUAGCCUCGAAGAAGAAACGUCAGGAGGAAUCCUCUACGAACAUAGUACAGACCAUAAUAGAAAGUAUUACGAAUUCGCUUCCAAUAAAAUUUUUAAAAAAACGUUUUGAAGUCGUGGAGCAGCCAGUAACAUUAGAAAACCUGAAAAAAUAUGCACCGGAGCUUACGCCUAACGAUAAAAUUGAUAUACCAUACGUGGAAAUCAAAACCCCUGGUGAUAACGUGGCCGAUGUUAAACGGCUAACGGAUUUGGAGGAAACCACACGUAAACCGUUCUAUAAAGUGCCUAAAAUGCCAGUUGUUAAUAGUGAAGUGCUGAAAGUCGCCGCUGAUAGAAGCAAAAGAAUAGUUAAGGAAGAUGCUGGUGUUAAUACAGGACAAAGCAAUGAUCUUGCAGUGGAGUUGGCUAAGCAUGUUAACACUUUAAAGAAAAUAUCUCUCAUUGCGGAGGAAUUUAAUAAGAAAACUGCCAAAAACUUAAAGGAAAUAGUUGAUAGUGUUCAAGAAGAAUUGCUUAAGAAACUAGAAGCAAUACAAGCAGAAGAAGCUUUAAACGAUAACAAAAAUAUAGAAUCAUCCCAGAAGCCA
Molecule: messenger RNA, 1224 nt
Organism: Iphiclides podalirius (scarce swallowtail)
Lineage: Eukaryota; Metazoa; Arthropoda; Insecta; Lepidoptera; Papilionidae
Source: the annotation of a GenBank genome assembly